CCGCCUAUAUAUAGCCUCCCCAUUUUCUUGAUUUUUUCAUUUUCAUCGCUGCCACAGAAGCUCUCUCUGUGUGUGAGAGAGAGAGAGAGGGGAGAAAAAGUGAGCUUUGGCAUUGGAUUCGUCGUCUUUCUCCACAGUCGAGAGGUUAUAAGACAUGGCUGACGCAGAGGAAAUUCAGCCUCUUGUUUGUGACAAUGGAACUGGAAUGGUCAAGGCUGGAUUUGCUGGUGAUGAUGCCCCCCGAGCAGUGUUCCCCAGUAUUGUUGGCCGACCUCGACACACUGGUGUCAUGGUUGGCAUGGGUCAGAAGGAUGCUUAUGUUGGAGAUGAAGCUCAGUCAAAAAGAGGUAUCCUCACUUUGAAAUACCCGAUCGAGCAUGGCAUCGUCAGCAAUUGGGAUGACAUGGAGAAGAUCUGGCAUCAUACGUUCUAUAAUGAACUACGUGUUGCCCCUGAAGAGCACCCAGUACUUCUUACUGAAGCACCACUCAACCCAAAGGCAAACAGGGAGAAGAUGACCCAGAUAAUGUUUGAGACCUUCAACGUUCCCGCUAUGUACGUUGCUAUCCAGGCAGUUCUGUCUCUUUAUGCCAGUGGUCGAACAACAGGUAUCGUCCUGGACUCUGGUGAUGGUGUUAGCCACACAGUGCCAAUAUACGAAGGUUAUGCCCUCCCCCAUGCGAUCCUCCGGUUGGAUCUUGCUGGUCGUGAUCUAACGGAUGCAUUAAUGAAGAUCCUCACCGAGCGAGGGUACUCCUUCACAACAACUGCUGAACGGGAAAUUGUCCGUGACAUAAAGGAGAAACUUGCAUAUAUUGCCCUUGAUUAUGACCAGGAAUUGGAAACUGCCAAGAGCAGUUCUACAGUGGAGAAAAGCUACGAAUUGCCAGACGGGCAAGUAAUCACUAUUGGAGCAGAGAGAUUCCGCUGCCCUGAAGUGCUCUUCCAGCCAUCACUCAUUGGAAUGGAAGCUGCAGGGAUCCAUGAGACCACCUACAACUCCAUCAUGAAGUGUGAUGUUGAUAUCAGAAAGGAUCUAUAUGGGAACAUCGUUCUUAGUGGUGGAUCAACCAUGUUCCCCGGCAUUGCUGACCGGAUGAGCAAGGAAAUCACCGCCCUUGCUCCUAGCAGCAUGAAGAUCAAAGUGGUGGCACCACCCGAGAGAAAGUACAGUGUCUGGAUCGGAGGCUCAAUCCUCGCAUCUCUCAGCACCUUCCAGCAGAUGUGGAUAUCCAAGGGUGAAUACGAUGAAUCUGGUCCUGCUAUUGUCCACCGGAAGUGCUUCUGAGCCGGGUCAGGGAUUGUUGGUAAGCUCUCGCUGUCUUCAUCUUGCAGGGUCCUGUGUGGAUUGUGUCAUAUUCAAGUUUGGUCGGGUUUUGAAGCUUGGGAUGUCAAUAGAGAUGCUUGUGUCGAAAGUUUGGGCUAUCAGAAGAUGCAGUUCCAAGUAGUUCAUAGCAGCCUUACCCAUUACUGGGAAAUGGGUUGGCUGGCUGGAGAUGAUUCAUCUUUACUGAGUUUGCAAGUUUACGUUUCACCAUGUCUGAAGCAUGAGUUUUUAGGGCCUUGUCUUGGGAGAGAAGGCAAGUUUUAGAACACCCCCCCCCCCCCCCUUCCAUUUGAGAGUUAGGGUCUUCUUGUUGAUAUGUACUGUAUGAAUUUUUUACUUUGAUGUCGCUUCUCCAUCAGUUAAUGUAUCAUUGAGUUACCUUUCUAUGCUUAGGAUAUUGAGAUUUUUCAUUCUCUACCUCUGUCUAUUACCCUAUAUUUGGACUGAGGAUUUAUGGAAGAAAAGAGGAAUUAAAAUGUUCUUAUUUCAAGGGUUA
Messenger RNA from Diospyros lotus (date-plum), 1823 nucleotides. RefSeq names its product actin-7-like. The coding region runs from base 155 to 1288 and encodes 377 amino acids. The transcript is spliced from 5 exons. NCBI's taxonomy places the organism in Eukaryota, Viridiplantae, Streptophyta, Magnoliopsida, Ericales, Ebenaceae. The record is from RefSeq and is a predicted model, not a curated record.